GUUCCGGGUUUUAGGUUAGGAGGAAGCGAUUUGUUUUUUGAAAAGAUUAUUGAAAAAUGUCCAUCAAAGUGCACGCUCUGAGGGGUCUGGUGCUGGAGAGGCUCGCUGUUGCAGCAGAUGAGAUUUUUGCGCUUUUUGAACGCACCUUUGCGCAAUAUGAAGAGGAGGUUCUGCGGUCUAAAUUACUACAACAAUGUGGAGAUGUACUGUACAAAGAAGAUAUCCAGACAGUAACAGUGGGUGUUGACGUCGGCUCUGACCAAGUUAUCAAGGAGGAACCAGUCAAAAUCAAGCAGGAAGUGAACGCACCAAUCAAACGCCAGUAUCCAACACCAGCCGAGAAGGCCAGACAGGACCAGAGUGGAGAACAGUGUGAUGGAGAGGAGCCUGGCUGCAGCACGGCUUUGAGUUUGGGUCAAAGCAAACGACCUUACAGCUGUUCAGACACUGACGAUUCAGAUGAGUGGGUUGAGGAAACUGCCAACAGCAAUGGAAAAGAACCUAACGCAGGUUUUAUGAAAGAUUCUGCAGAAAAUAGUGUAAAUUGUGAUAACAGUUUAAGUAGCAACACCGUAAUGAGUAAUGAUGAAACUAGGGAUCAACUACCUAAAUGUACCCUGUGUUAUAAGACAUUUAAAAACAUGGACACUCUCGAAAAACAUCUCGAGUUCCACCCAGGACCAUUCACUUGUCAAAUCUGUACCAAAGUUUUCAGCUCCAAAUCGAAUUACAAAACGCAUUUACUCUCCCACACAGGACAGAGAGAGAAACCUCACAAAUGUCCAGUGUGUGGGCGUGGUUUCCUCCAGAGGGGCCAUGUCAAAGAGCACAUGAGAAUCCACACAGGAGAGAAACCUUACAGCUGUACAGACUGUGGCAAGAGCUUCCGACAGCAGAAUUCUCUCAUGAGGCACGUUCUAUCGAUGCACAGUGAGGACAAGCCUUACCGGUGUGCACUCUGUCAGAAGGGGUUUGUGCAGAAGCCCUAUUUCGAGGCACACAUGAGGAAGCACACAGGAGAGAAGCCGUUUGUGUGUUUAGUGUGUGGGAAACGGUACAAAGAAAAAUACUGUCUGAAGAAACACAUGAGCCUUCACUUAGAGGAAGGCGACAUCACCAGUCAAGUUGUACAAUAAGAUCAAAGGUCCUAUAUUACGCAGAAUUUACUCUUGUGAUCUUUAAGCCAUGUUACAAUUACCGUAAGUUUUCUCCUCAAAAACAUACCUGGAGUUGUGUUUUGUUUCAUUCACACAUGUUUGAAUAAGCCUUUUUUAAUCUGUCUACAUCCAGUCAUACAAAUGAUUCUAGUGAAGGUGAGCAGAGUUUAAAAACACAGUGGAGCACUUCCUGUAUCGCCACAUGACAUCACCAGGUGGAGUUUUUUCUGUUUGAGAGAAAAACUCAGCCUAAAUAUGCAGGAUUUGUGUGUUAAACAUGUGUGAAUGAAACAAACACAACUCCAAAUAUAUUUUUGAUGAGGAAAAAACAUAACAUUUUAAGUGCAUAUGACAGGUUUUCAUGUUUUUUUACUACUGACUUGGUUUGGUGGGAUAGUACCUGUGGUAAAUAUUCAUAUAUCAUGGUUUUACAUCAGUUGAGUGGCAGUUUGUGGAAAAAAGUUGAGAAGAAAAGUACCAAAAUACAGGAAGUAGUGGUGAGUUUAAAAACCUCUAUUGCCUACUUAUUAAAUUAACGCGGGAAAUUGUUUCUGCAUCUGUAAUGCAGAAACAAUUUACGCACAAGGGAGUCAUUUUUCUGACAGUUUGAACCUUCAUUCAGUUUAAGAAGAAGAAGAAUACAAAACUAGGAAAAGAGUGGGAUUUUUUUUGUAAAAUCUUAAAUAUAAUGAUGUGAACUAUGUUUUAGUGAAAUGAGUCAUCUAACCUGUCAUAUGCACUUUAAAGGUGCGCUAUGUAACAUUACUGGUAAAGGGUACGUCACCUGCUUGUUUCUGUGGAUAUUGGUUCAAAUGGAAUGUCUCACAAUAUUGCAUUAAAUGUAUCUAUCCCCACGGGAACAGGCAGGUCAGAUCUAUAGAGAAAGAUGAGUUUAAUGUCAUACACUGGAACAUUCUAGGCAAGGCAGUAAGAGCUCCAUUGAGACAAGCAGGUGAGACACCUUUAAAAAGCAUUUCUUUAGUUUAAGUUUUUAAAUAAUUUAUUUGUGGUGGCCUGUGUAGACUCAUGUUACAUUACAGAGUGCUUUCUGUCUCUACCUGAAGGGGAGAUAAUACAAAUCAUAGACCCAAUGACAAUCAAUAAAAUUAACAUUAUAAAAGCUUAAAAUGCUUAAAUGUCUUGAGUAUCCCUUAAGACUCAGGGAGUACUUGGAGUGUACAUCUAAUUAAUUUGUAUAUUGUCACUUAUGUUUUUUGCUUUAAUUAUACUUGUGUCUAAAAUUCCCCAAGCUAUUAAACAUUAAGGUAGUAAAUUUAUUUAUUAAGUAUUCAAAUACUAAUGUUCACACCCUUUUUAAAGAAACUGAUAUCUCUCUGUAUUUUUGAUACAGAUUAAUAUCACUCUGGUCCCCACUCCCUCUCUUGUCUUUCAAGUCUGGCCAAACAUGACCGUCCAAUCAGAUUAGCUUUUUUUCAGUGACGCAUGUGACAUGAAGGAGCUCAUUGGUCACUUAUCAUUUACAAAUAAAAUAAAAUUUAUCUCACCUCGGAUUAAGAUUUUUGUGCUUCACUCAUUGAUUUAGCAGAAAGCUUCAAUCUUUUUCAGUUCCCUGUGACUUUUUUUUUCCUUUAUUUUUUCCAAUACGGACGGACCAUGCGUGUCUAAUUGGCUAAUUCACCUGUCAAGUAUUGAAGAAGUGUGUAUUCCAGAUAAUUACAUUUCUAUGGGGUAUUACUUCACUUUUCACUUUUGAAGCUGAAGGUUUAUCAAGUUCUUAUUUAUUGUUUUGUGUCAUGCUUUUGUGUAAAAUUGAUGUGUGGGAGCAUGAGUAAUGUUGGCUUGUGGUUUGAUCAUUAGACAGAAUACUGCUAACGGUAAGGAGGGUUUGAGGGGUCCAGGAGAGAUUGAUAGAUUAUUCCAACAUGUAUGGAUGACAUCUAAAACCUCUGCAGAUGUGUUUUUGAUGAGGGAAUAACAUUAAAGAAAUUGCAUAAUGCCCCUUCUUU
Messenger RNA from Periophthalmus magnuspinnatus, 3124 nucleotides. Its product is annotated as zinc finger protein 239-like. The record is from RefSeq and is a predicted model, not a curated record. The transcript has 2 exons. Lineage: Eukaryota; Metazoa; Chordata; Actinopteri; Gobiiformes; Gobiidae. Bases 57 to 1136 code for a protein of 359 amino acids.